Messenger RNA from Carassius auratus (goldfish), 1399 nucleotides. RefSeq names its product anti-silencing function 1Bb histone chaperone (gene asf1bb). Gene Ontology annotation, molecular function: histone binding. Gene Ontology annotation, cellular component: chromatin; nucleus. The transcript has 4 exons. Gene Ontology annotation, biological process: DNA replication-dependent chromatin assembly. The record is from RefSeq and is a predicted model, not a curated record. Lineage: Eukaryota; Metazoa; Chordata; Actinopteri; Cypriniformes; Cyprinidae. Bases 418 to 1011 code for a protein of 197 amino acids.
GAAGAAGAAGAAGAAGAAGAAGAACAAGAACAGAGCACUUGCUGCUGUCAAUCGGAGUCUUUGAUCCAUUUAAGGACGUUUUUCCUUCAGGAUCCCGGGGAAAAGACCGAAUUUUAUUAUUUUAUUUGGUGCUUUAAACCCGCGUUUACAUAAAACCUCCACUAAAUUACACGUUAUUCAGGAUAUUCCAGCAAUAAAUAUAAUGGAUGUAUGGCGAGCAUCUGAUUAGUUUAUAAAGUUUAUUAACCCUAUCGAGAGAAAACCCUACCGCUUCAUCUGCUUCUUCAGAAGAUCUGACUCCGGUUUUACACUUGGAUUUAGUUACUUCAGAUUUACAGUGACCUGGGCAGUUUUUUCAAGGAGCUCUCUUCCACAAACACAAGGCCGAUUUCUGUUGCUCAAACCCUGUGAGGCACCAUGGCUAAAGUGCAGGUGCUAAACGUGGCUGUUCUGGAUAAUCCCAGUCCCUUUGGGAACCCGUUUCAAUUCGAAAUCACGUUUGAAUGUAUGGAGGAUUUGCCUGAAGAUCUGGAGUGGAAGAUCAUCUACGUGGGCUCAGCUGAGAGUGAGGAGUACGACCAGGUCCUGGACUCGGUUCUAGUCGGCCCAGUUCCUGCAGGAAGACACAUGUUUGUCUUUCAGGCGGACGCUCCAAACACAGGGCUGAUCCCUGAGAGCGAUGCGGUGGGCGUGACCGUCGUGCUGAUCACAUGCACAUAUCGUGGACAGGAAUUCAUUCGCAUCGGUUACUAUGUAAACAAUGAGUACACAGACCCUGAGCUACGGGAAAACCCACCGGUCAAACCCAACUACACACAGCUGCAAAGGAACAUCUUGGCGUCUAACCCCCGCGUGACCCGUUUCCACAUUAACUGGGAAGCGACUAUGGACAAGAUGGAGGAUUCGGAGAAUGUAGAUCCCGCCCCCAACGCCAUGCUCCCGCCCACCUCCAUGCCCGGCAAAGCCCCGCCCCUUGGACUCAUGCCUGACAACUCUAUGGACUGCUUAUAGAGCCUGAACACAACAACGACCUCAUGCAUAAAGUAAUAAAUGUGUUAUUUUGUAUUUAUACUCCUGAUGUUCUUACAGUUGAGAUCGGACACACACUGGUCUCAGUCCUCUAGCACUGCUCUGAUCACACACCUGAAGCGCUCGGGCAGUCGUGGGACUAUGUCUUGUGCUCCCUGUCCUGAACAACAGUAGCACCAGCAGACAUGGACUGUUUUCUUCUGGUUGUGGUGAGGUGAAUCCCAUAAAAACAUGUUCUGUUCACAUUUUCUUACAAAUUAUAUUUUCCAUAAAGACAAAGAAGCACUGCAGGACGAUUAGUAUGUUUGCGUUUUGACAUUGUUCACAAAUGUUUUCCCCCAAACUGUCAUUAAUCAAAAAACCUAAAAAC